AUGAGUCUGUCUACGCAUCUUGUUCGCCGUGGCGUUGAAGUCGCCCACCGUGGUAUCGUCGCAGCCACAACUGGGCUGGACCAGCCAUCCGGAGGCGACACUCCUAGAAUUUCACCUCUGGCGGGCUUGAUCUUUGUCCUCUCUAGUUUGGUUUUCAUUGCCCUUCUAUUCUCUGUCGGUUAUACCUACGGCCACUUGCUGCCCAUCCUAUGUAUGGUUGAGAGCCCGGAAACCGAAGCCUACGUCCCCGUCGGCACUAUAGAACCAACCGACCCUCCCGCAUACUCUACAACCCCUGCGCCCAAGCCCACGCAGAGACAACAGGAUGGCCUCGAAGACGACACGGACGGCGAUGCUGAAAUUCUCCUCGUGCGCAACAAGCCUUUCACGGCCUCGAUUCGCCAGACAAUUUCGCACCUCCGAGCCCGGGCUGGCUACUGGUCUCGAUUCCGUGGCCUGUCCAUGUUCAUUGCCUGGGGCCUACUCGGUGGUUUCAUUGUCUCCAUCAUCGCCACUAUCUUUCCCAACCGGCUAGGAGUCGCGUUUGCCGCCAUUGUUGCCGAAACUGCCCUUGCUACCUGGCAUAUGGCCUGGGUACAUAUUGUCAUCUCUGAGCCCAGCCAGAAGAGAUGGUACAAGCGCAUUCCUUCUCUUCGCACCUGGCCCAAAAUAGCCCCGGCUGUCGCCUUGUGGGCAACUACCCACCAGGUCGUAGCGAUUCUCCCCAUGUUGGUUUGUGGUUCGUUUGGGUCGCUCAAGCAUAUGGACAAUCCCGACUACAAGCCAGGUCGCAAAGACCUCUAUGCUGUGGGUGGCCAGGGAAUUCUAGGAUUUUCUCUCAUGGUCGCUCUAUUCGUGCUCCUCCAGAUUCCCGCCACCGUCACCUUGGUCCGAGUCGCAGCGUCAAUGCUCCCGGAGGAGGAUGAAACCAUCGUCCCAUUUGACCGCACGUUUGGCGGGAAGACUACUCCCGCUAUCAUUGGUGGACAAGGCAAGAUCGGCUUGGUCGAGGCAUGGAGAAGUUUCCCCUGGGAGAGUCGAAUGCGGUUGCUGAGGUUGAUGGCCAAGGUGACCCUCAUCUUCCUCGCUUGCUGGCUCCUCUUCACGAUUGUUCUGGUCGCUGAAGCUCACAUCCUGUUUGGGGACAAACUGGGCGAGGUGAUGAGGACGGUACACGGGAUCACACGUGCUCAUCAGUGA
Messenger RNA from Fonsecaea erecta, 1200 nucleotides. RefSeq lists its product as hypothetical. Lineage: Eukaryota; Fungi; Ascomycota; Eurotiomycetes; Chaetothyriales; Herpotrichiellaceae. Bases 1 to 1200 code for a protein of 399 amino acids. The record is from RefSeq and is a predicted model, not a curated record. The transcript has 2 exons.